This is a messenger RNA of Oryzias melastigma (Indian medaka), 2292 nucleotides long. RefSeq names its product CDKN2A interacting protein (gene cdkn2aip). Gene Ontology annotation, cellular component: nucleoplasm; nucleolus. The coding region runs from base 243 to 1205 and encodes 320 amino acids. NCBI's taxonomy places the organism in Eukaryota, Metazoa, Chordata, Actinopteri, Beloniformes, Adrianichthyidae. The transcript has 3 exons. The record is from RefSeq and is a predicted model, not a curated record.
UUCAGAGUGUGGAGCGGUUUAGAGGCUCCAAACCUCGGUUUGACCCACAUUCAACCUGAACUCAGUGGAGGGGGGUAGAACUGAGCCGGGCUGACACCAGUUUGGCGUGUUUUAAAGACGUGAAUGUUUAACCCGCCUGACUAGAGAUAGCGGCAGGAACAGUCCGGGUCCAUGUAGGCCACCAGGAGCUCCCUGCCUCACCUGCAUCAGGUUUGCUGGGGAUCGUGGAUGUGGACGCCGGCAUGGCGGCGCAGACGGGCGGAGACGACGUGUUGGAGUACCUGCAGCAGAACCCGCAGCUGGCCGUGUGGCUGGACUCUCUGAGAGUCUUCUGCGAGAGCAGCAAGCAGUGGUCCGCCCGGAGGGAGUUCAUCCUGCGGAACAUGCCGGCGUUCCCCGCCGUGCAGCCCGGAACCUCCAGCCGCAGCCUAGACCGCCUACUGUCCCUGUCCAUGGUCUGGGCCAACCACGUCUUCCUGGGCUGCAGCUAUCCUCCGAGUGUCAUGGACAUGAUCAAGGAGAUGGGGGAGGGCAUAACCGUCCAGGACGCUCCCACCCACAAGACAGCGAAGGCUAAAGGAAAGCGGAUCGCUGCCACAGAAGGGGAUGGUGACAGCUGCGUGAAAAGGAACAAAGUUGGAGCCAAUGAUGUUGACACACGGUCUUCUGGGAGGACGACGAUUCGGCCUUCCAGUCACAAGUCGGCGCCCCCCCCACAGGCCCCGGCAGAGCACCAGCCCUUCUUCAACCGCCUGUAUAAGACCGUGGCGUGGAAGCUGGUGUCGGCAGGAGGCUUUGGCCCCAACCUGGACCAUUUUGAAGUCCUGCGCAGCUGCGUGGAGUCAUGCAAACAAACUCUGACAUGCGUAUUUGUGCCGCUGAAGGACAUCACGGGCCUCCCCGCGGGUCGCACACAGAAGGAGGGGCAUGUGUGCGAACUCCGCUGUCAGACGGUCUACAUGGGCACCGGCUAUGGCCGCGAUGAGUCCGCCGCCAGGGCCAUGGCCUCCAAAGAAGCCCUCAAAGUCUUUCAGGGGAGGAAAGUGACGGUGAAGAUCUGCAGGCGGAGGUUCCGGGGGAGAGACGUGGACGACCUGAUGCUGCUGGACGAGCAGCCAAGGAGUCAAGGCUUCCCCCCCGCCCUCAGCUACCCUUUCCAGGAGGAGGUGCUGGAGGGGGGCUCUCCACAGAGGAGCGCUGUGUGACUCCUGCCAGCCUCCAAAUCAUCAUUCCAUACCUCCUUUCAUAUUCCAGACACCACGCUGCCCCCCACCCCCACCCCUUUAGAAGCCCACAGCAAAAAGUUUUUAAGAGUUUGAGUCCAGGAGAAAGAAGGUGCUGCUUUUCUUAUUAUGAAGCUUUUAUUUGCAUCAACAUGAACAGAGCAACUGCUGGGAUGAAGAUGCUCCUCCCCAGGCAUACAUGGCAACAACAACCUGCGUCUUUGUGGGAUUUAUUUUCACCCCUAGUUCUAAUCGUGAGCGUUCUUUCCUGUAACAGGCAGUGAGUUUGUUUCUGCUGCAUUUGGGAGCUAACAUGAAGGCUGUGAAGGUGUCCUGUUCUCCCGGCUCCUCCUCACACAUGUUUGUGAUGUUCCCGUGUGCUUGUUCUUCAAACCUUCAGCUGGAACACAUGUCUGUUCUGUUUCUCCUCUUGUUUUAUAGAGCCUUUGAGGCCUGGAGCUGCAGCUCUCUGCUGUCGUGUUUGCAGAUGUUAGUGAGCUCUUGUUGGCGAUUUGUGUCACUUGGUGCUUUCUGAUUGUGUGUUGCUAUACUGUGAGUCAUUUGCUCAUUAUUGCUGGUCAGUCUAGUCAAAGCAGCAGUGACAUUCAUGCCCCCCCCCCCAGCUGAGCCUGACUUAAAUAAAUGGCACACCUGCAGGCUUUUGAGCCGUCACACGGCGUUUCCUUCAUCCGUCACGAAGCAGGAGACGGUGAGAGCUGGCCCUCACUUCCUGCCUACACACAUUCAUUUUCUGGAUAUCUGGGACACACACAGUCACAGACACACACAAGGCUGCAGUCUGUUUGUUAGAUCGUUUCUGGAACACACCAGCAGGAGGCAGCAUGCCUCGUUUAUUCUACAGUUUCAUCGGUGAGGAGUUUUAUUGUUUGUGUUCUGGAUGGUUUUGUCUCAAACAUGAAGACCAUAACAAUUGCAACCAAGGUCAAAGUGUAACACGCUGAGAUUAAAAUCGGAUGGAUUUGUAUUUAAUUUAAUCUGUUAACUCUGUCUGAGAUACCCUUUGUUGGAAUCUGAUGCUUAAUAAACAGAAUUGAUCACAUUUAAAGGA